Psylliodes chrysocephalus is the source of this 1366-nucleotide messenger RNA. Lineage: Eukaryota; Metazoa; Arthropoda; Insecta; Coleoptera; Chrysomelidae. The record is from the annotation of a GenBank genome assembly.
CCUCUCAGUACCUAGUACUAUACCUACUACUGCUACUAGAAUUCUAAAGUUUAAAACUCCUAUAAAUGCCAAUAGAUUUUCAAUUUGUGAUAGUGAGUGAGUAAAAAACAAUACUUUUCCAUAAUAAGUUGACGUUUUUUGCAUGUUUUUCUUUUAAACAGAUAAUGUACGCAUGUAGUUGUGUAAUAGCUAUUUUGGUGAUUUUUUUAAUAAAAAGUAUGGUAUCUGGUGCUGUAAAUUGUUGCAAGAAACAUGGCCUGGACAAAAAGCAAUUAGUAGAUAUGAUAUUAUUUAGACAUCGACACUACGAAGACGAGAAUGAAUGGGGCUGUGGCAGUUGGUUGGAAUACACUGUGGUGGUGGUAUGCGCAAGCAUACUCCUCCUAGGUUCACUGGCACUCACCCUCUUCUGGGUGAUACAGUACCAACAUGGAUUCGCUUGGAGGGAGGAUCCUAAAAAAGAGUUCAAUUUACAUCCAGUUCUUAUGGUAGCCGGUUUCAUCACAUUCAGCGGAUUUUCUAUACUACUCUAUAGGAUAUGCAGAUGUUGUCGAAGAAUCUACGUUAAGCUCCUUCAUACAGUAUUCCAUGCAUUAGCCAUUCCAUGCGUGGCUGUUGGUUUCAUAGCGGUUUUGGACUCACAUAAUCUAGAAGUUCCUCCAAUUAAAAACUUCUAUUCAUUGCACAGUUGGAUCGGAUUAGUGACUAUGGGAUUAUUCGCAAUACAGUUUAUUGUCGGUUUCUUCAGUUUCCUGAUACUACUCUGCUGUGAAGGAGCCACGGCUGGAUUUAGAGCUGCUCUCGUGCCAAUUCACGCAUCAUUCGGACUCACGACUUUCAUGUUAGCCAUUGCAGCUGCACUUACAGGACUACAAGAAAAAGUCUGGUUCUCACUCAGAGACCGUUAUUCACUGCGUGACGAAGAAUCCAUCAUUAUAAACACAAUUGGCAUGUCCUUGAUCGGCCUUGCAAUAAUUAUGAGUUACAUUCUGCAAAGGGACGAGUUUAGAUUUAGGGCGCACAUCCUUAUACGUUCAGGAGAUCUCUAAAAGAUAGCUUAGCUUCGUUAAAAAAUGCUUUUUAUGUAUGUGUAUGUAAAAUAGGUCAAUGAAAGGUCUAAAUUGUCAGUGAAUUCAGAAUGCCAGAUAUUAUAUAUCUUGAAUAAAUAAAGUUGUUAUGCAAUAUUAUGUAUUAAUAUAAAAUACUUUACGGAUUACGUAACAGUAUCUUACGUAGAAUAAUACUUUUAAUGACGAAACAUAUCCCGGUUGAUUUUUUAUAUACACCCUAUACAUUUUGACAAAUUAGACCUUUUAUUUAGUAUUGUCUGCUUGAUCACAUGAUCACGAAUGUCUAAUAGAGUAAU